Molecule: messenger RNA, 861 nt
Organism: Mycena indigotica
Lineage: Eukaryota; Fungi; Basidiomycota; Agaricomycetes; Agaricales; Mycenaceae
Exons: 4
Coding region: 1-861 (286 amino acids)
Source: RefSeq, a predicted model, not a curated record
AUGGCUGAACUAUUGCCUUCAUCUCUCUCUGUGGAGAACGUUCCUGUGACCGACCCUUCAGACCUGGCCACUCUCUGCAAAGCUGUGCGAACUCAAGUCAGUGUUGGAGUCGACCCAAAUCGUCAUAGGGAGUUGUCAUUUUCCAUCCCAGCAAACGUCGACCGAGAGCUUCUCAUCGAAAGGCUUUUAGCAUACCAGGAAAGCCAAAAGGGGUUCACUCUCAAGAUAACUAUCGACAAGGCCAAACUGCGUAUACGCCAAUUCACGACUCCGAUUUCCCGUGCAUGUGCCGCCAACUUCGCGGACAUGGUUCAGCAGCAGGCUACCUUGCUUGCCUGGAAAACCGGUGCUAUGUCAGAGCUGGAUCUAACUCGGCGCACCUUGCAUGGUUCAGGAGGCAUGCACAAGGAGGGUGAUAACAGCAUCCAGCCUGAAACGCGUAAAUUGUCUGACUUGCCGUCAUUGGUCGUAGAGGUUGGGUAUUCUGAGAGCCUCUCGGAGCUCUAUCGUGACGUGGAUGAGUGGAUGCUGAUGAGUGCGGGACAAUGCUACUCAGUCAAACUUAUUGUCGCGAUCAAGAUAUCCUCAGACUCUCUCAGUCCGAAUCAGAGAGUAUUAGUCGAAUUUUUUGAGCGUGCCUCGCAGGUUAACAGUGCCCUCCCCUAUCAUGCAUCCAGGGUUCCGAAUUUGGGACCACUUGAGUGGAGCUUGGACUCGAUAACGCCUGAAAACAUAACCGGGCUUGACAUUCCGUUGAAGUAUAUCUACGACAAAAUUCCUCCCGUUUUUGUGGGUCCAGACCUCCAUAUCGACGCCGUUUGGAUGCGGCCAUGGGUCACCUCUAUGUUGUCUAGCAGAUGA